AUUACUUCAACUUUGGGUGCAAACUCUUUCAAGUCAAUAUCUUUCUAGAGAAACAAACUCAAUUCUAUACGAAUUAAGAAGCUUGAUCUUCAAGUGAGAACUCACAUGGGGAUAGGAGAGAACUUGCCUCCUCCUCCAUUAAAGCACACGAAUUCCUCCAUUGUAGUCAGCUUUUUGGGCAGAGAGACAGAGAGAGAUCGAUGGCUUUUCCUCAGGAUGACCUCGAUUUGGUGCUUGUACCAAGUGGGUUGCUGCUCAUGUUCGCUUACAAUCUCUUCUUCCUGUACAGAUACCUUCGCUUCCCCAAAACGACGGUGAUGGGCGUCGAAAACGACGACAAAAGGGCUUGGGUUGAAGCAAUCUUGCAGGGAAAUGUGGACGAAAAAUCGGUCGGAGUGAGCGUCGUCACAUCAAACGUAUCGGCGGCAACCUUCUUCGCCUCAGUGUGCCUGACCCUCUGCUCUCUCCUCGGCGCGUGGAUCGCCAACUCGCCCUCCUCCUCAAACAUCUUCGACUCGGUCCUCCUCUUCAGCGACCCGAAGCCGUCCACGGCGGCGAUCAAGCACCUCUGCCUCAUCCUCUGUUUCCUGGUGUCCUUCGCUUGCUUCCUCCAGUCGGCACGGCACCACGUCCACGCGAGCUACCUGAUCACAACGCCCAUGACGCCAAGGUCCCUCAUCGACCCCGAGGACGUCAAGGUGGUGGUCAUACGAGGGGGCGAGUUCUGGUCGCUCGGGCACCGGUCGCUCUACUUCGCCCUGAGUUUGCUGCUCUGGUUUUUCGGCCCAGUCCCGAUGUUCGCUUCGUCGGUGGUCCUUGUGAUGAUUCUGCAUCACCACGACGCGUAUUCGAUUCCUAUCAAGAGACGUCCGCUUGGAAAGAAAACUCAGAUUGAGAAUAAAGUGUAAGAGCAGCAACGACAUGGCUGAAGUGAACAUCGAUGCAUGAAAUCAAUUUCAGAUUUACGUGACAAAUUUAAUUAGGUAUUUUUCUCGGAAAUUUGAUAAGGUAUUUUGAAUAAGCUGUUCUUAUAAACAUAUGUUGAAAAUUUAUCACUAUCAUUUUGUAAAUCACUGCUUAGUAGUAACUCUUUGC
Messenger RNA from Syzygium oleosum, 1095 nucleotides. RefSeq lists its product as uncharacterized. Bases 201 to 908 code for a protein of 235 amino acids. The transcript has 2 exons. NCBI's taxonomy places the organism in Eukaryota, Viridiplantae, Streptophyta, Magnoliopsida, Myrtales, Myrtaceae. The record is from RefSeq and is a predicted model, not a curated record.